Centruroides sculpturatus (bark scorpion) is the source of this 1665-nucleotide messenger RNA. Its product is annotated as fatty-acid amide hydrolase 2-like. The record is from RefSeq and is a predicted model, not a curated record. Lineage: Eukaryota; Metazoa; Arthropoda; Arachnida; Scorpiones; Buthidae. Bases 27 to 1604 code for a protein of 525 amino acids. The transcript is spliced from 7 exons.
CCCAGUGAUGUAGCGCGGUGUAGAAAAUGGCCGGUCGUACAUCCAUAACGUCGAUUGUGGUGCGAAUUAUAUUUCGCACCGUUAAUCUAUUAACAUUGCUAUUAUUUAAAUUAAUUUACAGGGGAAAGAAGGAAGAAAUUCCACCCAUAACGGACCUCAAUCUUCUAGAACCCGCUGUUAGUUUGGCUACUAAAAUACGAAGCAAAAAACUAAGGGCCACCGACUUAAUACAAUCGUACAUAAAUCGAAUAAAAGAAGUACAGCCUAUAAUAAAUGCUGUGGCUGACAACAGAUUUGUCGAGGCAAUGGAAGAAGCUAGGAAAGUUGAUGAAUUGAUCCAUUCUGGCCAAAAGACUGAGAAAGAAUUAGCAGAAGAGAAGCCAUUUCUUGGAGUUCCUUUCACUUUAAAGCAUUCAAUUGCGGUUAAAGGAAUGUCGUUUACUUCCGGAUUUGUGCCCAGGAAAGAUAUUAAAGCGACAGAAGAUGCGGGAAUCGUCACACUAUUGAAGAAUGCUGGGGCCAUACCUUUAAUAAACACAAACACUAGCCAAUUGUGUAUGUGGUGGGAGUCUUCUAACAACUUGUAUGGAACAACAAACAACCCUUACGACACUAGUCGAACCGUAGGUGGAAGCUCGGGUGGCGAGGGGGCAAUAAUUGCAUCAGCCGCAUCCGUUAUAGGUGUAGGUUCCGAUAUCGUAGGUAGUAUUCGAAUACCAUCGUUUUAUAAUGGGAUAUUCGGCCAUAAACCUUCGAAAGGUAUUACUCCACUGACUGGUAAAUUUCCUGUUGGAGAAGGAGAUCUGUGCGAUUUCUUAUCGACUGGACCUAUGUGUAGAUAUGCAACUGAUUUAUUGCCAUUGAUGAAAAUAAUGGCUGGGAGUAAUAUUUCAAGAUUAAAGUUAGAUACACGGGUGGAUUUAAAGGACGUGAAAUUUUAUUACGUGGAAGAAUUAUGUAGACCUUUCUUACAACCUCUAACUACAGAUAUGAAAGAGGCGCAGAAGAAGGUAAUAAAUUAUUUAGAAUUCUCCCACAAGAUCAAACCCACGAAAAUUAAAUUAGAAAAGAUGAAUUACGCUGUAGAAAUGUGGACACAGAAAGCAAAAAGUGCGAAAGCUCCGACAUUUUCGAGUGAAUUGGCUUGUAGGAAAGGAGAAAUUAAUUUAUUUUUCGAGUUUUUAAAGUGGUUCCUCCUGUGUUCGAAUAACACCCUUCCAGCUCUGAGUUUGGCCCUGUACGAAAAGUUGACACCGGAAGUGGAUUCCGAAGGUCAUUCUUACUACAUGAGCAUGUUUACGGACAUCAAAAACGAAUUAAAGGACCUACUAGAAGAGAAUUGCGUGCUUAUAAUGCCAAGUUUUCCAGAACCCGCACCUUAUCAUUUUCACUCCAUACUAAAGCCUAUGGGUAUCUAUUAUACUUGUCUGUUUAAUGCAUUGGGUUUGCCUGUUACGCAGUGUCCACUAGGCUUGAACAAUAGGGGUUUACCUUUGGGAGUACAAAUUGUUUCUGGUAUGUACAACGAUCAUCUAAGUAUAGCAGUUGCUGUCGAUUUAGAGAAGGCAUUCGGUGGUUGGGUGAGUCCUAGUCCAAUAUUAUGAAUACCACCGCGGAAAACUACGUUUAAACUUUGAAAAUAUGAGAAAUUUUUUAAUUAAAAAA